This is a messenger RNA of Syngnathus acus (greater pipefish), 1299 nucleotides long. RefSeq names its product Ras association domain family member 4a (gene rassf4a). The coding region runs from base 16 to 1131 and encodes 371 amino acids. NCBI's taxonomy places the organism in Eukaryota, Metazoa, Chordata, Actinopteri, Syngnathiformes, Syngnathidae. The transcript is spliced from 11 exons. The record is from RefSeq and is a predicted model, not a curated record. Gene Ontology annotation, biological process: signal transduction.
CAAUAAGGCCCGCCUAUGCCCAACGCCAAUUGCUCAAAUUUAAUCAACGCGGUUUGUUAUUGGCUCAUCUUGGUGUCAGUUUCUUUGUGCGGCUUUCAGAUAGCACAGCGCCCAGAGGGGGGGCAAGACGAUAAGCGGUGUAGUCCUCACGAAGGAACACGGAGACCUCAAGUGCCAUGCUGGACUCUCAUCACAAUGGGAGAGCAUCAAACUUACGUGAAGCUCAGUGCAGACAAACAAAUCCCCAAAUCGGACAUCCUGUUGUUGCUUCGCACAUACAAUUGCUACCAUGCAGGCAAGAACUUCCAGUUGAGGACUCAUGAGGAGGAGGAGGGGGGCCUCAUCCUGGAAGGUUUGUUGAACAUCCACUGGGGUCUACAUCGACCAAUAAGACUUCAAAUGUACGACGACAACGAACGACUGCGUCCCAACCGGAACACCAUGUCUGUAAUUGCAAAGCCACGAUCGACAGAGUCGAACAAUAAUUCACUGAGCAGUGAAAGUGGAACAGCAGGGGUGGAUGUGGAGGGCAUGCAGGAGUUAGAAGAGUGUCCACAGCUGCUAAGGACCAGAAGUGACGCUUCCUUCAUGCACGUCCAGAGGAGGUCAAGGACAAACACUGCCAGAGACCUGCAGCGUUUACGCACACACAGGUUCUCCAUCAACGGACACUUCUACAACCACAAGACAUCUGUGUUCACUCCGGCCUUUGGUUCAGUCACUAACGUGCGAGUAAACAGCGCCAUGACGACAGCGCAGGUCCUUAAUAUGCUGCUACAAAAGUUUCGGGUGGAAAAUAAAUCUGAAGAAUUUGUUCUUUAUAUGGUCCACGAGUCUGGAGAGCGGACCCAAUUGAAGGAUAGUGAAUACCCGCUGGUGACCCGUGUGCUUCACGGACCUUGUGAGAUGAUAUCCAAGAUCUUCAUCAUGGAGGCCGACCUGGGAGAAGAAGUCACCUAUGAUGUUGCCCAGUACAUCAAGUUUGAGAUUCCAGUUUUGGACAGCUUUGUGGAGAAACUAAAAGAAGAAGAAGAGCGGGAAAUAAACAAACUGAUAAAAAAGUACAUCAAAUUGAGGUCAAUGAUUGUCCAUCAGCUGGAGGGCAAGACUCACUCCUGUGACCCAGUAUAAAAAUAUGUGUGGGUGUGUUUGUAUGUGUGUGCGCGCGUGCGUGUGCAUAAUGUUAUUUAUAUAUAUCCUCAAUUUUUAUGACACAUUCUUACUGCUUUCGAUUCAUACAUGCAUUUUUUUGUAAUGUUUUUCAUGACUUAUGUAAUAAAGCAACUGUGUGGCUUUAAA